AUCAGCACUUUCAAUUAACACGCCCCUUUUGUACUCGGCAGUCCUGGAGUGCUGGACCUUUUUUUUGUUUGAAAGGACUUCUUUUAGGGGUAGACGAAAGGACUUCUUUUAGAGUAGGCUAAUCUGACAGAAUAAAAGACGAUGAAUUGGUUCAAAGUUCCAUGCCUCAAGCUAGCGAUCAGUAAAGCUCUGGGAUAUGGAAUUGUCGUUGGCUCAUCUAUCAUCAAGAUCCCACAGAUUAUAAAGGUGGUGAAUGCUGGCAGUGUAGUAGGACUUAGCCUGAUGUCAUUCUUUACCGAGCUUGUCGCCACCACAGCUACUUCUGCCUACAGCCUUGUGAAAGGAUUCCCAUUUAGCACUUGGGGGGAAAGCUUCUUUCUGUGCAUCCAGACAUCGCUACUCAUCAUCCUCUACUUUCACUUUAACCGCAAGCCCAUGAUUGCAGCUUUAUUCUGUGGCCUCUAUGCCGUUAGCGUCUAUGUUCUGCUUUCAGACAAGGUCUCCCUUGAUAUACACACCAAGCUGGUGUCUUUGAAUGUGCCUUUGAUGGCUAUCAGUAAGUUACUCCAGAUCGUUGCCAACUUUCGCAAUGGCCACACAGGGCAGCUCUCCUUCAUCAUGGUAUUUCUUCUGUUCGUUGGUGCCAUUGCCAGAAUCUUCACCACCGUCCAGGAAACUGGAGACACCAUCAUGCUGGCAACAUACUGCAUGACCACAGCACUGAAUGGAAUCCUGGUCGCCCAAGUCUUGUUCUAUUGGAACGUCAAGGUUGAUACUCACCAGAAGAGAGAUUAGAAGAUAAGGAAAUUUAUAAUGGUGUUGGCAUUUGGCUUGGCCUUCUUCUUUGACUUUCACCUUGACUUUUAAUGUCACCUUUGACUUUCACCUUGACUUUUUUCUAGACAUUAACCUUGACUUUCACCUUGUCCUGAAUCAAUUUUGGCGAAUUUUCUUUUGACUUCCACCUUAAGCAAGUCCUUUUUUAUGGUUUGCAAUCAAUGUUGCAAGACCAAUUUUGUAAAGAAAUUACCAUAUAACCUUUCAAAAAAUAUUUCAUUUGCCAAAUUACAUAAAAUUAUUGCAAUAGCAUCUCUUAUGCAGACGAUGAAAAUGGAUGAUUUCUCACUUGGUGUUUCGCUAGGAUAAUAAGAUCUGACAGAGACAUUUUAACGUGUAUGUUCACCUUACACUUGUACUUUAUUUAUUUACUUUACGUUUAACGAGGAUCUUUCAGGGUGCUGGGCAUUAAAUUAUAUUUUUUGGAAAAAAUGUGGAAUUUUUUAUUAGAUUUGUAUUAUUUUGGCAUGUUUAAAGGUGUUCCAAAAUUUCACUCCAUUCAGACCCUUUUUGUACUUCACUUAAGCUUAUUUGUUUGUUCAUUUUUAUGCUGCGUCAUUGUUAUAUUUUAAUUUUAUAUGUUGUCUCAUAACGAGGAAACAUUUUCUUGGGGAUUUUAGUUCAGUCAAUGUAUUUCUACUUUUUGUACACGUUGGGUUUUAUACUCGGAUUAUUAAUUUGAUUAAAGUUGUGCUCUUUA
This is a messenger RNA of Nematostella vectensis (starlet sea anemone), 1537 nucleotides long. RefSeq names its product mannose-P-dolichol utilization defect 1 protein. The record is from RefSeq and is a predicted model, not a curated record. The coding region runs from base 142 to 795 and encodes 217 amino acids. The transcript is spliced from 5 exons. Lineage: Eukaryota; Metazoa; Cnidaria; Anthozoa; Actiniaria; Edwardsiidae.